This is a messenger RNA of Osmerus eperlanus (European smelt), 1356 nucleotides long. It is a transcript of the gene glod5, whose product is annotated as glyoxalase domain containing 5. Lineage: Eukaryota; Metazoa; Chordata; Actinopteri; Osmeriformes; Osmeridae. The transcript is spliced from 4 exons. Bases 74 to 580 code for a protein of 168 amino acids. The record is from RefSeq and is a predicted model, not a curated record.
CGAAUAAAUCGUCUAAGCAUUACGGUAAUGCGGGGGGGGGGGGUAGGUUAAAGAAGGAAGUUAACAUUUGCAAAUGGCUUUUAGGAUACUUGGCUGUCAUUUGUCAGGGUUUCCAGCAAUUUACUGCAAGACCCUCAUCUUAGGAAGGUGGGUCCGUUCCAAAAACUCCAGCCCGGUGGAAGUGAGCCACCUGGACCACCUGGUUUUAACUGUGAAGAGCAUCUCCAAAACCAUAAACUUUUAUUCUUCUGUUCUUGGUAUGGAGGUCAUCACUUUCAAGGGGAAUCGUAAGGCUUUAGGUUUUGGGCAGCAGAAGUUCAACCUACAUGAGGUGGGCAAGGAGUUUGAACCCAAGGCCAAGUGUCCCACUUCUGGGUCAGCUGACCUGUGUCUCAUCACCAAAACACCCCUGACCAUUGUGGCUAAACACCUUCAGGCCUGUGGUGUGUUAGUAGAGGAAGGACCGGUGGAGAGGAGUGGGGCAGUAGGGACCAUUACCUCCCUCUAUUUCAGAGACCCAGACCACAACCUCAUUGAGGUCUCCAACUAUGUACAAGUUACAAAGGAGCCGGUUUACUAAACUGUCACUGAUGUAGUUUUCUGACAGUAAAUGUUUUUUGUCGUUUCCAGUACCCCCAGUUCAGCAUUGUGAAGGUGCCUCUCAGACUGUAUAGUGUGUAGCUAUAUAUUUUCUGUCUUGUGCCUUAAAUUAUUUGCAACAACUGCACAACAUAAACAUAAAAUGUUUGCAGUCCUCCUAGUAAUCUGAAGGUUGCUAGUUCGAUUCCCUGCCGUGUCAAUUGACGUUGUGUCCUUGGGCAAGGCACUUCACCCUACUUGCCUCGGGGGAAUGUCCCUGUACUUACUGUAAGUCGCUCUGGAUAAGAGCGUCUGCUAAAUGACUAAAUGUAAAUGUAAGAAACUAGUUCUUCAUAAAACAUAGACGCAACGAUAAUCAACUGGAAUUUCAGCGACAAACUUUUUUUGGGUAGCUUAGCACGACUCGUUCUUUUUUAUGAGCUAAAGAUUGUGUAGAUGCCAGACUGUGGAGCGGGAAUCAUUUUCUAAAAGACUUUUCGUGGUUCACCUUGCAGCCUAACAGUAGCCUAAUAAGGACUAUAUUGUUCCACUUUACGUUUAACCUUCGACUGUUGAAGUAAAUAAUUUUUUCUUAUUCAUCAGCCCACUUACAAUUUACCACAUUAACAACACUUAUAUUUGUAGUACUUGAUGCAAGUUGAAUCUUACCAUUAUCACCAGCAACUGCUCAAUUUAAGACAAGAAAGUUGUUUGGUAAAUAGAACAGAAUAAACAAGGCAACCAACUGCAUUCAAUAAAACAUUUUAUUGUACAAUA